Molecule: messenger RNA, 2372 nt
Organism: Hyaloscypha bicolor E
Lineage: Eukaryota; Fungi; Ascomycota; Leotiomycetes; Helotiales; Hyaloscyphaceae
Product: beta-lactamase/transpeptidase-like protein
Exons: 1
Coding region: 384-2099 (571 amino acids)
Source: RefSeq, a predicted model, not a curated record
GGAGCUAAGGCGCUGGCGGGACGGGAGAUAGAGGAUUGAGGGGUGCACUCGCUCGGAAGACACAGGAUACUCCUUCAGCUGGGCCCACCUUCUUUAAAACCGAGGCUAGACAUCGGGCAUUCGUAAUUGCCUUCGGUUUGAAUCAUUUCCCUUACUCGCAGUACUAGAAGACAUCUUCAAUUCGAAGUCUACGAGUGAUUCGAGGUCGCAAAUCGGCUACUAGCGAGGAAGGUUGUUUUCACUACCUUUGUCUUGAUUGUUCCUCUAUUCCACGAGAUUCUCCUCUCCCACCGAUCCAACCAUCUCCACCGAGCGCUCUACGACCACUUAUCAACAGCUACAGCAUCUGCCGACAUCUGCCAGUCAUAUCUUACCUCUCAGCGAUGCUUCUCGAUGACCUCGCAGAAUACGUACAGAAAGUUCAGGAGAUCUCCAAAACCGAACUUUGUACUAUCCACGUCGGAAUAAGGAAAGCCAGAUACUUCUCAACGUUCCGUCUUCCAGAUGGUGGAAGUGCGGAGCGUAUCGCAACCGCAGAUGAUGGACGUAUCUUCGCUGGAUCCUCACUCUUCAAAGUCUAUAUAGCUGCCGGCGCUUCCUGGAUGAUUGAGAAGCUAUCAGCAGGCUCUGAUCCAUCCAACAGGUUCCGCGGCGUCCGAAAUGCUUGGUCGAGGACGUUCACAGAUGUAUUCAACGAAUAUAGCCAAGAUUUUAAGAUCAAGCCUCUAUACGGCAACCCCACAGUCUUCGAACUUAUCGUCCAUUACAAAGGGCCAUGCAAUAUCAAUCACUGGCUUUUUUCUCCAGACGGAAGCCCCCUCUUAUCGAAGAACGCCUUCCUCAACACGAUCUCUCAAUACACAGAAGACUCUCGCAAGCAACACAAUAAUACGGCUUGGGUCGAGUACUCGAACGCCAAUUUUAUUUUGAUAGCCCUCUUAAUCGAAGUCGUUUCGGGCAAAUCGCUCCCUGAUUUCCUAAGGGAAUACAUUUUCGACCCCCUUGGCAUGCACCAGACGUACAUGAGUGCCGAUGAGUUGAACGCGGUGCCAAUCGGAAAACGAGUACAACCGCAUAUGGUGUCCAGCAAAGGACUUCGCCGAGCCAUCCACGUUAACGAAAUCCUUUACCUGUCCGACACUGUGGAGAAGGCUGCUAUGGGUGGUCAUACAAGCGCUGCAGAUAUUGGGAAAUUCUUUGAAAUGGUGCUGGAGGGGUUACAUGGGACACCUAGCAGUGCCAUGUUUGAUAAAGGAUUUGUCGAGUCUCUCUUCAGAGGCAUAGGCACGCUUGAUGACGAGAAACAUGGCUACACAAGGUUUGGGCUCUAUACGACACUUGACGAGGAUUUGCCGGGUAGUCAUUCUCUCAACCGACUAAUAUCAAGUGACGGUGAUGCCUCAACCUAUAAGUUAGGCAAGGAUUCUCAAAACAAAGACGUGACAGCGUUUUAUAUGGCUGGGUGCGCGACCGGUUGGCUGAGCACAGUAUAUUUACUCCCGAAACAACAAAUCUUUGUUAUUAUCCUGACGAACACCACGAGUCCCAUUGAUAUGUCGGAUAUCGUCUCGAAACUCUGUCUCCAAGAGAUCCUUGACCUUCGACCCUCCAAGAUCGGAGAUCCAAACUUUGCUUGUCGGCCAAAGGGGUGGCAGACGAUGACGCUGCCCCAGAUACAUAGAGCGCACUAUGUGGAGUUAGCGGCUCAGAUGUACGAAGAGAACGCUCGUGUUUAUUCGAAGCUCGAGGAGGAAGACAAGGCACCCGAUACACUAACUGCAGCUUGUCCUAAUAUCCUCGGCAUCUACAAGAACAAGAAGAAUGGACAAAGUCUGGAAAUCAUUGACCUCGAUGGCACCCUGGGAGUCAAACUGAAAGGAGAGACCAAGGUGUCGAAGCCAAUGAGAUUUGUUCGCAAGGGCCAAGUUUUUAGAAUAUGUUCGCGUGUACGUGGCACUACUGAUUUAGCCAUUGAUUGUUUUGGAGACUGGGAGAACUUAACCUUUGGUUUCGAGGAAAUGAAUGGAGUUGUUGUGUGCUUCUUUAGGAAUGGACGGAAUGUUGUAGAUCGUUUUACUCGAAUCGAAGCAGUAGGUUGAGGGUUUGUACUAUCGUUGGGAAUUCGUCUAAGGUAUAGUUCUGAGUACUCAAUUGCCAUAGACUUUACGUCUAAUACUUAUUUCGUCAAUUUUCAUGGCCUUUUGUUUUCUCGCAAUGUUUUAUAAGUUCUUGCUUCUUUGAAACAAUCUUCUUUGUUGGGGAAGGUGCCUUUUUUUUUGGGAGAACACUAGCUACCCUUAUUUGAUUAUCCUCAAUCUGUAAUUAGUUUGUCAUGUUCUUUAUUUUUUCAGGCUGAUUCACGAACAAUUUAC